UUGGCAUUUGUCGAAGUAUAAAUUAAAAUUAGGGAAUAAUAAUUUCGUACGUAGUAGCGAAUGCGGAUACGUUUCGUCUCGUUGCGUAGCAAAUGAUCCUGAUUUUCGUGCGACUUUAGAUUUUUGAACCCUAAAGUUCAACUUUUAAAAUAGGAUCAAAAAACACUAACUGAAACAAUCAAACUUUUUAUUUUUAAUAUUUAGAUAUUCUAACUAAUCUCUACUACUAAUACUAACUCACCUAAAAAUUAAAAAUAUUGAAAUCUAAUCAUAUUCAUAUUGUAUUUUGUUUCUUAUUUUUAUAUUGAAAUUCGUUUUGAGGAUAUUUUGAGAAAUGCAGCAGUUGACAGUUCCGACUAUUGGUGGUGGCAUGGCUCACAUCCCCAGCUGGACCAGCGGAAUGACCUUCACAACGGAGGGCUCUUAUGAACAGCAGUUGGUCUCUGCUUAUGCUGGAACACAUUUGGAGUCGUUAUGUGAAUUGGACAUAGAUUCUCCGCCCGGUGUGCACAGAAUGUCAGGCAUUAUAUGCACCAUAGGCCCAUCCUGCAGAUCAGUUGAUAUGCUGAAACAGAUGAUUAGGGCUGGAAUGAACAUUGCUAGAUUGAACUUCAGUCAUGGUACUUAUGAGUACCAUCUGGGCUCCAUAGAAAAUAUUCGAGAAGCUGCUUCCCAAGGAACUCGACCAGUUGCUAUUGCCCUGGACACUAAGGGCCCUGAAAUUAGAACUGGAAUUUUGAAAGGCGGUGUCAAUGAAGAGAUUGAACUUAAAACUGGAAAGGAGAUAACGAUCACUACAAAUGACGAGUAUAAAGAGAAAUGUGACGAGAACAUCAUCUGGGUAGACUAUAAGAACAUUAUUAACGUUGUGGACAUCGGGAAAAGUAUCUACAUUGACGACGGAUUGGUCUCAGUUAAGGUGGAGUCUAAAGGGAUUGACCACUUGAAGUGUGUCAUAGAGAAUGGGGGCUUUGUGGGGAGCAAGAAGGGUUGCAACCUGCCAAAUACCCCAGUCGACUUGCCCGUCGUGUCUGAAAGAGAUAAGGAGGAUCUGAGAUUUGGUGUUGCCAACGGUGUUGAUAUGAUAUUCGCUUCGUUUAUCAGAUCUGGUGAUGGGGUGAGAAUUCUUAGAGAGGUACUGGGAACAGAAGGUGCUCACAUAAAGAUCAUAGCAAAGAUCGAGAACCACGAGGGAGUGAAGAGAUUUGACGAGAUACUUGAGGCAGCAGAUGGCAUCAUGGUUGCUAGAGGAGACCUAGGCAUUGAAAUUCCGACUGAAAAAGUCUUUCUGGCCCAGAAAAUGAUGAUUGGAAGAUGCAACAGAGCAGGUAAACCAGUGAUAUGCGCGACACAGAUGUUGGAGAGUAUGAUCAAAAAACCUCGACCUACCAGAGCAGAGAGUAGUGAUGUGGCAAACGCUGUCCUUGAUGGGGCUGACUGCAUCAUGUUAUCAGGGGAAACUGCCAAAGGGGAGUACCCUCUGCAGGCAGUUGAGGUGAUGCACAAGAUAGCUAGGGAGGCGGAGUCAGCAGUGUACCACAAGCAGUUGUUCGAAGAGCUUCGACUCUUGACGCCCCGCCCAACAGAUGUCACUCAUACCACUGCACUGGCUGCUGUCGAAGCUUCAAUCAACUGCCUUGCCGGCGCCAUCAUCACUAUCACUACUACCGGUAGAUCGGCUCAAUUGAUGGCAGCAUACAGACCUCGUUGUCCAAUCCUGGCAGUCACAAGGAAUGAGCAGAUAUCCAGACAGUUGCACCUCUACAGAGGAAUCAUUCCUCUACAUUACAAAGAGCCGAAGUUGCACGAUUGGGCGGAGGACAUGGACGCCAGGAUCUCCUACGCGAUGGAAGCAGCAUUCAGACGUGGAUUCCUGAAGCCGGGUGUGGCCACAAUUUUGGUCACGGGUUGGCGAUCAGGUGCAGGAUUUACGAACACCAUCAGAGUCAUUAAGGCUCCCGAAAGGGAGAAAAAGAUCCACAUCCUGUCCGUCGGGAAGAUAAAUCUGGACGGUGACUCGGGAGAGGGAGGGGUGCAAGUUGAUGACGACGAGGGGGCUUCGUUUUUCUCGUAAUUAUUUCUAAAUUACGGUUGUAGUGUAUAGUGAGGUGUACAGCUAGGCAUACGUCUGUAGGUCUAAAUUCUGUACACCUCAAUCCAUUUACGUAAUUUCUUAUGUAGGAGUGAGAGAAGGUAUGUAAUCAUUCUAGGCGGCGUGUACGCGAGUAUGUAAAUGUUUUCAACUACUUUGUUACGAAGUUGUUUAGUUGUUAGAAGUAUCGUCGUUGUUAUUAUUAUUUUACGACUAUUUAUUAUUUCACUAUCAUUUCACUAUUCCAUUUAAAAUUUUCGCCAUGUUUAAUGAUUCCUGUAUAAUUAUGUAUAUUAUAUAUAUAUAUGUGUAUAUAUAUAUAUAUAUAGUUAUUGUAUGCUUAUCAUUUCCUCCACAUUAUUAUUCCAUUG
Molecule: messenger RNA, 2463 nt
Organism: Helobdella robusta
Lineage: Eukaryota; Metazoa; Annelida; Clitellata; Rhynchobdellida; Glossiphoniidae
Exons: 11
Coding region: 335-2074 (579 amino acids)
Biological process (GO): glycolytic process
Cellular component (GO): cytoplasm
Molecular function (GO): pyruvate kinase activity; potassium ion binding; magnesium ion binding
Source: RefSeq, a predicted model, not a curated record